AUGCAGUGGGACGCGUUCCGCACAGCGCGCAUGGCAGGCGCAGGUCUCUUGCUGUCCGGACCCACUCUUCACUUGUGGUUCACGCGCCUCGCCAAGUUCAUCCCAGGCACGGACGUGCCUCGCGUGCUGCUCAAGAUAGCCAUGGGACAGCUGCUGUACAGCCCUGUCUUCAACUCCGUGUUCUUCUCCAUCAACGCUGCUCUGCAAGGGGAAAACAAGGAGCAAAUCAUUGCUCGCCUGAGACGAGACUUGAUACCCACCCUCAUCAGCGGCGCCUGCUACUGGCCUGUCUGUGACUUCAUCACGUUCCGAUACGUCCCCGUGAGACUGCAGGUACUAACGAGCAACACUGCAGCUUUCUUCUGGACCAUCUACGUCACUUACAAAGCGAGCCUGGCUCCUGCUGCUGCUGCGACCGCUGAUGCUGAUGCUGAUGAUGAUGCGACUCCACCGAAUGACAGCAAGGAAGAAUAG
This is a messenger RNA of Closterium sp. NIES-65, 474 nucleotides long. NCBI's taxonomy places the organism in Eukaryota, Viridiplantae, Streptophyta, Zygnematophyceae, Desmidiales, Closteriaceae. The record is from the annotation of a GenBank genome assembly.